This is a messenger RNA of Mesocestoides corti, 102 nucleotides long. The record is from the annotation of a GenBank genome assembly. NCBI's taxonomy places the organism in Eukaryota, Metazoa, Platyhelminthes, Cestoda, Cyclophyllidea, Mesocestoididae.
CUGGUCUACAAUUCCCAGUUGGACGUGGACACCGACUGCUACACCGUGGUAACUACGCGGAACGCGUUGUUGCUGGUGCUCCAGUCUACUUGGCUGCUGUGA